This is a messenger RNA of Gastrolobium bilobum, 495 nucleotides long. RefSeq names its product auxin efflux carrier component 2-like. The record is from RefSeq and is a predicted model, not a curated record. Gene Ontology annotation, biological process: auxin export across the plasma membrane; auxin polar transport. The transcript has 5 exons. The coding region runs from base 1 to 495 and encodes 164 amino acids. Lineage: Eukaryota; Viridiplantae; Streptophyta; Magnoliopsida; Fabales; Fabaceae. Gene Ontology annotation, cellular component: plasma membrane; endoplasmic reticulum. Gene Ontology annotation, molecular function: auxin efflux transmembrane transporter activity.
AUGAUUCAUGGGUUGAAUAUGCUUGAGGGUGGACAAAGAUUGCCUCUUAUGCAUUUUUCCCCCUCCUUUAUGUUUAUGACCUACAAGAGGCGAUCUACAAAGCGAAGAAGAUCCACUCUCAUUCUUAAUAUUGUGAAAGGUUCCAUCUCAAUACUUUCUAAUGCUGGUCUAGGAAUAACCAUGUUCAGUCUAGGUCUGUUCAUGGCAUUACAACCCAAGAUCAUUGCCUGUGGAAAAUCUGUGGCAGCAUUUUCUAUGGCUGUUAGGUUCUUGACAGGUCCAGCUGUAAUUGCAGCAACCUCAAUAGGCACUGGUAUGCGUGCAGUUCUUUUACAUGUUGCAAUUGUUCAGGCUGCCCUUCCCCAGUGUAUUGUUCCCUUUGUGUUUGCCAAAGAAUACAAUCUCUAUGUAGAUAUACUCAGUUCUGCGGUUAUAUUUGGAAUGCUGGUUGCAUUGCCCAUAACAAUACUCUACUAUGUGCUACUUGGAGUCUAA